AUAUUAAAAAUAAACUACUUAAUCAAUUUUGCACUUACAGAGGCAAACAGCCGAAAGACGUGGCCUCCGGCUUCGAAUUUGGCUAAUCGACGGACGGAGAGACGCCGGAAUCCCAGAACCGACAGGUCGGUAAACUCAGAGACUCCCCGGACCUGAGGGUUCCUAAUCCUAAAGGCGGUGGCGUUAUAUUACAUCCAUGGAGGCGUCGCCGGCGUCUUCUGAGGGUUCCUCGCGAGAGGUUCAAUGUGUUGGAAAACUGGAAAUAGUGAGACCAAAACCCGCCGGUGGUUUUCUCUGCGGCUCUAUCCCCGUUCCCACUGAUAAAGAUUUUCACGCCUUCCAUUCUGCUCUGGUUCCUUCGCGCCAAACGGUGUCAGCUCCACGGUAUCGAGUGCUUCCGACUGAGACAGAUCUCAAUUUGCCUCCACUUCCUUCUAAUUCCCACGAGAAGAUUCUCCCAAUUGGGGCACUCCAGUCGAAGGUCGCUGGAGAUUUAACUUGGGAUGGGGGUGCUGUUACUUCAAAUCUUACCAGAAAAUCUGAGGCUCUUGCUGUAUCUGGUUUGGUUGAUUAUGGAGAUGAAAUAGAUGUGAUUGCUCCAGCUGACAUUCUUAAGCAGAUCUUUAAAAUGCCUUAUUCAAAGGCCCGAUUAUCCAUUGCUGUUUAUCGCAUUGGACAAGCUCUUGUUCUGAAUACUGGGCCUGAUGUGGAGGAGGGAGAAAAGCUUGUUAGGAGGCAUAAAAAUCAAGCAAAGUGUGCAGAACAAUCUUUAUUUUUGAAUUUUGCAAUGCAUUCGGUUAGAAUGGAGGCUUGUGAUUGUCCUCCAACUCAUCAUGCCACAACAGAGGAGCAAUCUAAGUCUUCCGUUCUCCCUGGAGGAAGUACGUCUCAGGUCCUGGAGCAGACUGAUGGUGUUUCACAAAAAGACUUUAAUUCUUGUGCCCAAUAUAAAGAAGUUAAGCAAGACGCCUUCUUCUGGGGAUGUAAGAAGGGCAAGAGAAAUAAGAAGCGUGAUCCUGUCAAAAAGGUUUCAGAAGUUGGUGGCAAACCGAGGUGCUCAGUGAAAGAGUCUGAAAAGCAUAGAAGAGUUGGUGAUGAAGAAUUUCUGCGUGUUCUUUUUUGGCAAUUUUACAAUUUCCGUAUGCUUCUUGGCAGUGACCUGCUUCUGUUCAGUAAUGAAAAGUAUGUUGCUGUGAGUUUGCAUUUGUGGGAUAUUACCAGACAGGUCACUCCACUAACUUGGCUUGAAGCUUGGCUUGAUAAUGUCAUGGCAAGUGUGCCUGAAUUGGCCAUUUGUUAUCAUGAAAAUGGUGUUGUUCAGGGUUACGAGCUUCUGAAAACAGAUGAUAUCUUCCUAUUAAAAGGGGUCUCCGAUGAUGGUACUCCUGCUUUUCAUCCAUACGUGGUACAACAAAAUGGCCUUUCUGUCUUGAGAUUUCUCCAAGAAAACUGCAAGCAAGAUCCUGGGGCUUAUUGGCUUUAUAAAGGUGCGGGUGAAGAUGGGAUUCAGCUUUUUGAUCUUUCUCUAAUUCCUAAGAACCAUUCUUCAAGUGAUUUUGAUGAUAGCUCGAAUUCCUUACCCUCAUUGCUGUAUAGAGGGAGAUGCGACUCCUUAUUUUCGUUUGGCACACUCCUCUACCGUAUAGCUCACCGACUUUCACUUUCUAUGAAUCCAUCUAAUAAGGCCAAAUGUGCGAGGUUCUUUAAGAAGUGUUUAGAUUUUCUCGAUGAGCCUGAUCACCUGGUGGUACGUGCAUUUGCUCAUGAACAGUUUGCAAGGCUCAUUUUAAACUAUGACGAAGAGUUGGAUUUAACAUUGGAUUCUCUUCCACUAGGAUGUGAAGUUGAAGUUAUGGAUGCUGAAGAAGAAGAGUCCUUGGACUUUUUAAGCAGUAUAUCAGAAACGGGCAAGUAUGAAGAUUCCUCCUCUCUUGUUGGAGGAGACAAACUUGGGGACGUUGAUCCUUGUCAUCAAAAUUUGUCGUCGGAAGCUUCUUCAUUAAUAACAUCAGAGGCCCAUGUACCUUCUCCAAGGAAGCUGAUACCCUUGAGAGAUCCACAAGGGAUAGAACCAUUGGUGGCUGCAGAAAAUUCCGAAGACGAGGAAAGCUUUGCAGUUUGUAAAGUAUCUCCUACUGCCCCACAGGUAGUUCAAACUGUUGCUGAUCCAAUAUCUUCCAAGUUAGCUGCAAUACAUCAUGUUUCUCAAGCUAUCAAGUCUCUUAGAUGGAUGCGCCAGCUACAAAGCUCGGAACCAAAGAUAGUGGACCAUAUUGGUGCAGUGCACGAUAGUCUACCUUCUGCUGUUAAUAUCUCUGUCUGUGCAUGUGGUGAUGCUGACUGUAUUGAAGUCUGUGACCUUCGCGAAUGGCUUCCAAAAUCAAAAUUGGACCAUAAAUUAUGGAAAUUGGUUCUUUUGCUUGGGGAGUCAUAUUUGGCUCUUGCCCAAGCAUAUAAGGAGGACGGCCAGCUGCAUCAGGCUUUAAAAGUUGUAGAAUUGGCAUGUCUUGUUUAUGGAUCAAUGCCCCAGGAACUUGAAGAGACCAGAUUCAUUUCCUCAAUGGUGGGUACCCCGCUUUUGCAGAAUAAAUUGAAUGAUAAAGACAAAAAGUUCAGAUCAUUCAAUCAAGAUCUGAAAGAAGUAGAUUUGCAUUGUGAUGAAUUUUCUUUAGAUCAUUAUUCUUCCACUUAUCUCUUUUGGGCCAAGACAUGGACAUUAGUUGGAGAUGUAUAUGUGGAGUUCCACUCGAUAUAUGGUAGAGAAACCUCUGAAAAAGCAGAAAAGAACUUUUCCACAAGAGAAUUGAAGAUGUCGUCUGAAGUAGUGAAAGAAGUUAAUAGGCUCAAGAAGAAACUAGGGCAAUUUAAGAACUGCAGUGCUUGCUCCUUGGUAAAUUGCAGCUGCCAGAGUGAUAGGGCAAACAGUGGAAGCAGUGCUAGUAGUAGUAGGGGAGACUCAAUAGUCUACAGCAGAAAGCAUGGGAAAAAGACGCAUUUUAAGUCUUGUACUGCCUACUCAGUUUCAGGAGACCGAGAACAUGAUUAUAAUUGUCCAAAGAUUAAGAAUGGAAUGGGCUCUAACCCUAGACAUCUAGACUCAAAAAGAGAUGCCCGAAUCCAAGUAGAGACUUGCAAAACAGUUAAUUGUGGGGCAAAAUUCUGUGUGGAUAAUUCUGAAGAAGUGGAUGAUAAUGUAGAGACUUGCGGUAAUGUUCUUAGUGAGACCUCUCAAUCUCAUUUGAAUUCCAAGGAGUCUCAGAAAGUUAAAGCUGGUGGGAUUUUCAAGUAUCUUGGAGGUUCUGUCUCUGGAGGAUCAGAAUGCAAUUUAACUGCAGCCCUAAGCUGCUAUAAGGAAGCUAAAAAGGCGUUAGGUCAACUCCCAGCUGGGUCCGUGGAACUGCAAUCUGUUAUGAGGAAAAAGGGUUGGGUUUGCAACGAACUAGGUCGAUGGAGACUUGAAAGGAAGGAGCUGAAAAAAGCUGAAACAGCAUUUGCAGAUGCCAUAGAUGCAUUUAGAGCUGUUUCUGAUCAUACAAACAUCAUAUUGAUCAACUGUAAUUUGGGUCAUGGGAGGCGAGCAUUAGCUGAGGAGAUAGUGUCGAAGAUUGAAGAUCUAAAAGCACAUGCAAUUGUACAGAAUGCAUAUUACCAAGCAUUGGAGACUGCAGAACUUGAAUAUACCGAAUCACUAAGAUAUUAUGGGGCCGCGAACAAAGAACUGAAUACAGUUGCUGAAGAUUCUGCUACUGUGCCUGGCAACCUGAGGAUUGAGGUUUACACACAGCUUGCUCACACGUAUCUGAGGCUUGGUAUGCUUUUAGCAAGGCUAGAUAUAAACGAGGUACAUGAUACUGAAACAUUGGAAGAUAUUGGGUCAGUUUAUGGGAAUUCUAAUAACAGAGGAUCCAAGAAAGGAUUGAAAAAGCAUAAGAUUUCAGCAAAUGAUGCCAUUAGGGAGGCAUUAUCUACAUAUGAAUCUUUGGGUGACAUACGUAAACAGGAAGCUGCAUAUGCUUAUUUUCAGUUAGCUUGUUACCAAAAAAAUUGUUCUUUGAAGUAUUUAGAGUCCGAUGGCGGGAAAAAGAGCUUGUCUAAAGAUGAUAACAGCAUUCCCCAACGGGUAAAACAGUAUGCUUCCUUGGCUGAGAGGAACUGGCAAAAAGCCGUGGAGUUUUAUGGACCUAAAACACAUCCCUCUAUGUACCUAACCAUUCUGGUUGAACGAUCAGCUCUUUCAUUAAGCUUGUCGAGCUCUUUACACUCAACCGCAAUGCUAGAAUUGGCAUUCUCUCGCAUGCUCGGAGGACGACACAUAUCCGAUGCUGAUGCAGAUUCUCUGAAAACCGAGCAUCCCGAUAUUCAUUCCAAAUUUUGGAACCAUCUGCAAAUGCUAUUGAAGAAAAUGGUGGCAAUGACACUUCCAACAAGUGCAAGCAAAUCUUGUGCAUCUCAACCCCAGACGACACCCAACAGAUGUGGUGAAGCUUCAAGGCUCAGGGAGCUCUACAAAAUGUCUUUGAAGUCCAGUGACUUGAGAGAACUGCACAAGAUGCAUACCAUUUGGACUUCAAAAUUGGAAUGUUGAUUAAACAAUUGUAGUUAUGCAUGUCUACUUGCUUUAAGCAUUCUCUAUAGAAUAGAAAAUAGAUAAGUUAGUAUCCUAUCCUUAAGUUUAGCUGAAGUCGUAUUGUGAAUUUUGUUAUUGCUAUAGAAUCAGCACUUGUCCGCGGACUGGUGUUCUCUUGGA
Molecule: messenger RNA, 4747 nt
Organism: Momordica charantia (bitter melon)
Lineage: Eukaryota; Viridiplantae; Streptophyta; Magnoliopsida; Cucurbitales; Cucurbitaceae
Product: erythroid differentiation factor-like protein
Biological process (GO): positive regulation of DNA-templated transcription
Source: RefSeq, a predicted model, not a curated record